AUGAUUGUCCAAACGACUACCGAUUUUGUCCUCUCUCACCUCACGGAAUCUUUUCUCUCAUGUCUUAUUCUCUACACUGUUUAUUCGACCAUAUGGAACUAUAGGAAACCGAAAGUUGUUCAUCUAGCAACGGGUGAAACUCCAGCCGUCAUUGGUCUCCCAAAAACGUACCCAUGGCUCUUCCCCAAGCUUCGGUCACGGCUCGCGUCGUUUAACAAUAUUUAUGCAUGGAUGGAUGAGGGAUACGCCAGAUACAGUAAACAUGGAAAGCCGUUUAUGAUAUACGCUAUCGAUGGAGAUAUGGUCGUGAUGCCUCCAUCGGUCUUGUCGGAGAUCAAGAAUCUGCCAGCGAGCAUUAUGGAUAUCAGAGCUCUUGAGACCCUCGCCGUCCGCUAUACAUUUGACAAUUAUGUUGCAACUGAUAUGUUCCAUAUCCCUAUCAUCCGCAAGGAUCUUACCGCCAAGCUUGCCUCCAUGACCCCUGCGGUUGUUGAAGAGUUGGAUCUAUCAUUCAAGCAUUAUAUACCUAAACUGGCUACUAAACCUGAUGAGAAAGGAUGGCAAACGGUCACGAUGUACGACUUGAUUCUCAAAGUUGUUGCAAGGACGAGUCACAGAGUGUUCAUUGGUGAAGAGCUAUGCCGUGAAGAAGAAUACUUAGAUGCAUCGAUUGAUUAUGCCGUCGGUGUGUUCCCUACCAGUAUGGCAUUGAACUGCUUUCCAAAGUUCCUAUGGCCUCUUCUUGGACCCAUCUUUUCCAUUCCACUAAAUCGCAUCCGCCGCAGAGCUCGUAAACACUUGGAGCCUGUCAUCCUCAAACGUAUUGCCCUUAUCAAGCAAGGGGUCCCAGAGUCAGAACGUCCAAACGACCUAAUGCAAUGGCUUAUUGAAGCCUCUCUCACUCGUGGUGGCGGCUUUGCAACCGUUGACGCUAUCGCCGCUCGAGUGCUUACCGUUGCCUUUGCUGCAAUCCACACCACUUCCCUCUCUGGCUGUAAUACUCUUUACGAUCUCUCAUGGCUCGCUUCUAAGACCCAACCUGGGGAACAGACACCCAGUGAAAUGCUCCGUGAUGAAAUCAUGCAUGUUUUCCCGCCGCCACAUGAGUUUAACAAACGAUACAUGCAGCGGUUGUAUAACAUGGAUGCGUUUCUUAAGGAGUCUGUUCGUCUCUCGCUUAUCGGUGCUAUCCACUCUGAACGCAAUGUCACCGCCAAAGGAGGAUAUACGACUUCGAAUGGAUGGUAUCUACCGAAAGGAACACAGUUCACCUUUCCAGCCAAGGCACGAAUGGAGGAUGAAGAAGUAUAUGAGCGUCCAAAGGAGCAUUUAUACACAAGGUUCUAUAGAGGUGAUAUUGUCGAGGGUGGCAAUACUUUUGAAGAACAAGAGGAAGUUACGCCGCAGAAUGAGAAGGAGAGAAAACUUGACAGAUAUAUGGUUACUGUGACUGAGGACUAUCUAGCUUUUGGACAAGGGAUUCAUGCUUGUCCAGGAAGGUUUUUCGCUGCUCUCGAGUUAAGGACUCUUAUUUCCUGGUGGCUAUUACAUUAUGAUCUUAAGAGUAUGGAAGAAAGGCCGCCAAGCUGGAGGUUUGUCUGGUUGGAUAUCAUGAACACGGAGGCUAAAAUGCAAAUCCGUGCCAGGAAACAAGGAUAA
Molecule: messenger RNA, 1659 nt
Organism: Orbilia oligospora ATCC 24927
Lineage: Eukaryota; Fungi; Ascomycota; Orbiliomycetes; Orbiliales; Orbiliaceae
Exons: 4
Coding region: 1-1659 (552 amino acids)
Molecular function (GO): iron ion binding; heme binding; monooxygenase activity
Source: RefSeq, a predicted model, not a curated record